Penicillium cataractarum is the source of this 474-nucleotide messenger RNA. RefSeq lists its product as uncharacterized. The transcript has a single exon. NCBI's taxonomy places the organism in Eukaryota, Fungi, Ascomycota, Eurotiomycetes, Eurotiales, Aspergillaceae. Bases 1 to 474 code for a protein of 157 amino acids. Gene Ontology annotation, molecular function: protein binding. The record is from RefSeq and is a predicted model, not a curated record.
AUGAUAUAUUCGAAGCAAGGGCGUUCGAACGAUGCCGAAAGGCUACUGGAGCAAGUCCUCGCGGCAAAUAAGGCGAUAUCAGGUGAUAAGUACCUCCAGGGUUUUCAAAUGUCUAGAUCCCGUCUUGCGACAACAUAUGGUAACGAAGGGAAUUGGGAUGAAGCACAGAGGCUUGAGGAGCAACUGCUCGAGGCAAUGAGGAUGGAACUAGGGGAUGAGCAUCCUACUACGCUGGAUUUAGAAGUCAAUCUUGCGACAACAUGUUUCGACCAAGAGCUUUUUGGCCAAGCGACAGACCUUUUGCUACACGCGACAAAGGCAAGCGAGACUGUGCUAGGUGCUGGACAUCCUGAAACAGUCAAAAGGAAAUUCCUGCUCACGGUGUUGCACCGGGAAGUAAUGCGCUUGGAAGGAGGGGAGGAGGAUUUUCAAGAUUCAUUGUUAGAUGAUAAUAUUGAGAUACAGUCUACGUAG